Chrysemys picta bellii (western painted turtle) is the source of this 3154-nucleotide messenger RNA. NCBI's taxonomy places the organism in Eukaryota, Metazoa, Chordata, Testudines, Emydidae. The record is from RefSeq and is a predicted model, not a curated record.
CUCCCCUGCCUGUAUCGAUUCCUCCUGCCUGCCCCCAGAAUUUGUCACCCUCCACAAACCCUUGUCUCCUCUCUCCUGUCUCACACUGGAAACUGCUCUGAAUCAUCAGCUAACCUAGCAAUUCAGCCAACAGACUGUUCAUGCUUCCUGUUAGAAUAGUCUUUUCUUGUUUUCCCCUCUAAUGGCUUCCUCAGGGGGCUGUUAAUUUAUAUUGUAAAUUUAUUUAUGCAAGAAGCAGAUUCUGAGGGGGACAUUUUAAAGGGCUCAGUCCCAACAAUCUGGGCCAGAUUUCCAGGAGCUCAGAAUCCAGAGUGCACCCCACAUGCUGAGCUCUUCAGAGAACCUGGCCUGGAAAGGAUCAGUAACUUCCUUCGCUCUGUGAGACUUUGGGAUGAUCAAGUGCAAAGGAAAAAGCCCAAACAAUUGAUUUUUGCGGCAAACAAGACCAAAUACACCAGUUCACAUUCACCCCUCCUGUAACUCAGCUGAAGCCAGUGAAUGGAGCUACACCAGGGAAGAAUUUGGCCCCUGGUGCAUACGUCACUCAUGGGAAAUUUACGUCAUCGUACCUCUCAACCAGAUCGUACUGACCAGUUUUUGUGGUUUCCUGAAGUCCAAGAAUACGAUGCUAUGGAGGGACAGGAUCUCUCUGUCCAUUUUCCAUACAACACACAGGAUUACAAAGAGAAGAAAGCCUGGUGCAGAAGCACAGUUCAGAAUGAGUGGGAUGUCUUGGUCAACACUGAUCACGGGUACCUCAGAUAUCAAAACAGGGCUCAGAAAGGUAAAGCCAGGAUACAUGACAACAGCCAGAAAGGGAUUGUUACUAUCACCAUGGAGAAACUACAGGUAGACGAUGCAGGGGUGUACCGAUGUGCACGCUAUGAGCCUCCCAGGCUUUACAGAAUAAUUGAAAUUAAACUGGCUUUGCCAAGGCUUGUGCCAACUACAACUACAAGUGUCGUUCCAGUUACCUCAAGUACAGGUCACACCAGCCUAAUCCUUAGCACAGCUAGUGCUGGGGUCACCUCACCAAAUAGCAGCUCCCUCGACUCGAGAUCUACCUUCCUUUGGUUGGGAGUUGGCUUCCUGAUCAACAAGACCCUGUUAGCUGUGAUGAUAGCUCUCCCAGUGAGGAGAAGAAACCGCCUCGGAGGAAGCACCCAGACACCAAUACAUAUUGAAUUCAUGGGCAACGGGGCAGCUGAAGUAAGCACUGGAGACCUGUCUGAGGGGGUGAGGAGCUGAUACAAAUCUCCUCCUUCGGAAGCAUCUCUGUACUUGAACUUGACAAUGUCGUCCCUCCCAAGGCUCUGAGCAGAAGCAGGUGCCCAUUCCCCACAUUGUAUCCAAGGCUUCCUCCCUAAAUCGACCACCCCCUCUCUACACUGCGUACCCCAGACUUCAUACACAAUAGCAUGGAGAGAGGAUGCAGCAGAGUGAUGUAGCUCCUUACCUAAGCUCCCCUUCCAGUUGCGAACCCUUGGGUAUCAGCUAGGCUCUCUCCCCCCUCAGCAUUUUUACACCUAAUAAUAAGGUGGGUCUGCUUCAGUGGUUCCCUGAUAUCCAUGAGGAAGAAGCAAUCCUCUGCUUUCUUUCUGAGCUGCUCUUCCAGCUGGGUCGGAACGCCCUCCCCACCUGCACACACUUGAGGAAUAUUGAGUCGCUUUGGGAAAUCUGGCUAGGUCCAAAUGAUGGUUUCCAGUUUGAGUUUAUGAACGGUCUGUAUCCUUAUGUCUUAUGACUGCCCUUGACUGUGUUCUGCCUCAUGCUCCUUGUGAUAAGAGGAGAGGGGCACCAGCAUGUCCACGGACAGGUUGAUCAUUAUGGACUAGCAGCACCAGAACAGAUCUUACUCGAGGAGAACACAGGAGUAACUGCAUCAUAGAUCAAGUUUGUUUUCUCCAAUUUCUCUGCAUGGGGCACUGGGGGCUUGAAGGAAUGGAAUUUUCCCAGAAGCAGAACAAAGAGAUCCAGUGUUAGCGCGGGGUCUUAAAAACUGCAGCAGCUUAGAGAUUCAGGCAGGACUCAACGGAAGCUUGGGCAGCAGAGAAUAGCAGAGGGGCAUGCAUUCAUAGCUGGGGGGAGGGGUUCUGUUGAACUGUGGGACCAGCUGAGGAAGAAGGAAGCUGGCUGAAGAGGAGAGCGACAUUGUGAUUUGGAGGAGAAGCCACAUGCAGGAGCUGGGAACCUGGACUCAUAGUGGGCUCCAACCUAAGCCCAAAGAACGCUCAAGAAUGGUUAGCAAUCUGAAGCAGGGAAAUGCACACAGACGUCAUUGUUUGGACUACGUCUCUAUAUGUCUUGAGCGAUCUAUAGAGUGGUUGUCUUGGGAGCUUUUGCAAAGUCAGUGUCUUAUGUGCUUCUCCUGUCACAUGUCCCUAGAGAGGUAACCUGGAACCCAGAGCACCCACAAAGUUGGAGCUCUUGGAAAGGGGGAGCUUAAACUACUGGAAUAGCCGUGGGGUCCUGGAGGUCUAGAGCAGCUGGAUUGCGAGCUCCCAUUUCCAUGAAGUGUGCCAGAGAGGCCAAGGAAAGAGACAGUGCUGGAGCCUAUUCAACCUUGGAAAGUUUAAGCACAUGGCUCUAGAGUGAUGCACCCAUGCACAGUAGACUGGUGAGUGUCCGGCAGAGAGAGCUUUAGCGGGGCUGUGACAAAUAUCCAUGGAAGCUCACUGCUGUACUGGCUGCAGACGGGCCCAGUUUUGUAGGGUUACCAACUGUCCCGUAUCUUUAGGGAUGCCCCUUAUUUAAAUAAAAAAUUGCCUGUCCCAAACUAAAUCAAUACUGAGUGCCUUUUAUCAUCUGUUUCAAUGUAGAGUGUUGCCAGAGCAGUCCAGAAUUUGGCCUGGCCUCCCCUCUGUCAUGCAUGGAGGGGCAGCCAGGUCAAAUUUGAAUAGCACUGACAGAGGGGCACUACCAAGAAACUGGUCUUGUAUUUUUUAAAUAGAAUGUUGGCGACCCUACUGUCACUCCAUGUGCUGUACAAUGCUGAAGGCUGUAACAACUCUGUUAAACUGAAAAUAUGAAGUAUGAACACUGGCAACACCCAUUUUUUCAUGUUCUCUGUGUAUAUAUAUUUUCCUACUGUAUCUUCCACUGCAUGCAUCCAAUGAAGUGGGUUUUAGCCCACGAAAGCUUAUGCUCAAAUAAA